This is a messenger RNA of Gordionus sp. m RMFG-2023, 720 nucleotides long. RefSeq lists its product as uncharacterized. The record is from RefSeq and is a predicted model, not a curated record. The coding region runs from base 25 to 582 and encodes 185 amino acids. The transcript has 6 exons. Gene Ontology annotation, biological process: response to oxidative stress. Lineage: Eukaryota; Metazoa; Nematomorpha; Gordioida; Chordodea; Parachordodidae. Gene Ontology annotation, molecular function: glutathione peroxidase activity.
CUCUAUAGGGUUCGUAACAAAUCGAUGGAAAUUUUAAAAAAGGUUUUGCCUAUUAAUUUAAUGAGAUCUGAUAUGUCUACUACUAAUGUCGAUGAACCAAAAAAUAUUUAUGACUUUAAAGUUAAAACAAUAGAUGGGGAAGAGAUUAAACUUGAUAAAUACAAAGAUAAAGUAUUAAUUAUAUCGAAUGUGGCAUCACAAUGCGGUUUUACUAAUUCUAAUUAUAAACAAUUUCAGGAAUUAUAUAAUAAAUAUGCUGAUAAGGGAUUUAGUAUUUUAGCUUUUCCAUGUAACCAAUUUGCACGACAAGAACCUGCAACAGAAUGCCAGAUUAAGGAUUUUUCCAAAAAAUAUGAUGUAACAUUUGAUAUGUUUUCAAAAAUAGAUGUAAAUGGUUCAAAUACAGAGCCAUUAUUUCAAUAUUUGAAAAAAGCUCAGAAUGGUCUUUUAUUUGAUGCCAUUAAAUGGAAUUUUACAAAAUUUUUAAUUAAUAAGGAAGGUGUUCCUGUUAAAAGAUAUGCUCCAAAUGUGGAACCACUAUCAAUAGAAAAGGAUAUAGUGGAAUUAUUGGAGGCAAAAUGAAGUAUUUAAAUAAAUCCUGCCUACUCUAAUAAAUAUUGCUUAUGUAAUAAUGUGAUAGCAUAAUUUUGUGAUUAAAAACAAACUUCAAUAUAUGUUUUAUUGUUUAUAGCUUUUUAUUAUGAUAAUAUAUUUUUAUAU